AUGUGUAGGGCAUCGCGGUCUCUCAAGUCCCUGUCUGACAUCAGCAGUGACAUCAUCUGGCUUGGAACUCCACCAGGGUGGACCGCGACCCCAGAGUUCCAAGACCCACAGUCCGAAGAGGAUUUGGUACGAGAAAAGGAAAUAAUGGACGAAAACAUUAGGAAAGAACUUGAAGAAAUCAGAUUCGAAGUCUCAGAUAAAAGAGAAAUGAAAUCUAAAAAAUCUUCAGAAAAAAAUAACGUUUCUGAUAAUGAGGAUUCAGGUAUUGAUGUACAAGCGAAAAAGAACCAAAAUACAAACAAAGCUAAGACAGAUAAGGACAGUGAGAAAGCAGGUCAGAAACAUGAAAGGGACAAAGAAGACAAGAAAGCGGGACACAAAGAAGGCAAGAAAGUAGGACAUAAAGAUGAUAGGGACAAAGAAGGCAAGAAAGUAGAACAACAAGAUGAGAGGGACAAAGAAGGCAAGAAAGUAGGACAUAAAGAUGAUAGGGACAAAGAAGACAAAAAUACCGGACAGAUAGAUGAGGGAGACAAUAUAGAGAAGAAAGCGGGACAGUCAGGUGAGGGAGACAAAUUAGAGAAGAAAGCGGGACAUAAAAAUAAGAGGGACAAAGAAGACAAGAAAGCAGGAGAGAAACAUAAGAGGGAAAACGAUGACAUCAGUAAACCAGACGAUGCAACAAAGAGGAUUAAAGGAAAGGGAGUGGGGAAGAAAACUGUGCAGAAAGAAACAAGGGGCAGGAAACCGAAAGUUGCUCCGGUCAAAGAGAAGAAAACGUUACCGAAGCGUGCGGCGAAGGCAGCCCCUGCCCAGGAAGAGGUGGCCACCAACACGAGACUUCUCAGGAAGUAA
Molecule: messenger RNA, 855 nt
Organism: Cydia pomonella (codling moth)
Lineage: Eukaryota; Metazoa; Arthropoda; Insecta; Lepidoptera; Tortricidae
Exons: 2
Coding region: 1-855 (284 amino acids)
Source: RefSeq, a predicted model, not a curated record